AUGGCAGAUAGAAACACAUUGGUCACUAUGCACUAUAACGGUUCCGUGUUUACUGAUGAAAAUAUCGGUUUUUCAUUCAACGGAACAGAUACGGUGAUGUUCAAACUUCACCGAAGUUCUGAUAUCCGUCAUCUAAAAGAUAGAAUUGAAAAAAAAGUGAAUCGUUCUGUUCAGGAUAUUACUUACCGUCAACCAAUACGUAAUGGGGUAGACGAUGAUGUGUUCUACGUAAUGAUGCAGAUAGAUACAGACAGCGCAGUCAAAUCAAUGUUUCAAUGUCAUUACACAAUGCCCCAGUUGAAGACAAUUGAAUUAUAUGUUCGCCUUGAAGACGAGGCAUAUCCAACACAAUCAUCAUAUUCGCAUCAAUACGGGGUGAGCCAAACAACUGAUGAAGAAAUAACGCAAAAUAAUGAACCUUUCAUCCGGAACGAGGAGGUUGGUGAAUACAGUGACGAUGAGCUCGAUGAUGUUCGCUUUGAAGACCUAUUCGGUGAUGACGAUGACGACGGUCACGAUGAACUCAUGCAGUCAGAGGUAAUAUAUGCUCAACCCAUAAAUCUGUACAAUCCACCAGUGCAUAUGUCAAACAUAUGUAUGGAGUCUUCUCAACCCAUCUAUAUUUUUGAAAAUGAAAAACCAAACCAUAAUGGUGAAAAAUUGGAAGUAGGCUUGGUGUUUGAAAAUAAGGAAGAGUGUGUUCUUUUUUUACAACAUUGGCAUAUUAGUAACAACCUUGACUAUGCAGUAUAUAAAUUUGAUUCAGUAAGGUAUAUAAUAAAAUGUACGAACCCACAAUGCGUCUUCAAAUGUAGAGCUGCUGUGCGUAAAAAAAGCACAUUAUGGGAGAUCGCUACUAUAAAGGGAUCACACACUUGCACUACAACCUCUAUGUCACAGGAUCAUAGAAAAUUAGAUUCUGAAAUUAUUAGCCACAACAUCAGAGAACUUGUUAACAGCGACGCUUCACUGAAAGUCAAAGUUAUACAAGCCCACAUUGCUGAAAAAUACGGUUAUAGAAUCUCAUAUCGGAAAGCUUGGAUUGCAAAGAUCAAAGCUGUAGAAGCACUUUAUGGAAAUUGGGAGACGUCUUACAAUGACCUACCACAAUGGUUGUUGGUGCUGAAGACAUAUCUUCCUGGAACUGUUAUACAGUUGGAAACAUUGCCGAUUAUUACAGAUGACGGAACCCAGUUGGGUGACAAACGAAAAUUUCACCGACUUUUUUGGGCAUUUAAACCGUGUAUCCGUGGUUUUAGUUACUGUAAACCAAUCGUGCAAAUAGACGGAACCUGGUUGUACGGCAAGUACAAAGGGACUUUGUUAAUGGCUGUGGCACAAGAUGGAAAUGGUAACAUUUUUCCGAUAGCGUUUGCAUUGGUUGAAGGAGAGACAAAGGAUGGUUGGAGUUUCUUUCUCAAGAAUUUGAGAAUGCACGUGACCCCCCAGGCCAAUCUUUGUCUAAUAUCCGACCGACAUCCAUCAAUCAAGAGUGCUUACGAUGAUCCUGAAAAUGGGUGGCAGUUUCCUCCAUCUUCACAUGUUUACUGUAUCAGACAUAUUGCGCAAAACUUCAUGCGUGAGUUCAGAAACAAAGCACUACGAAAAACAGUUGUCAACAUGGGAUAUGCACUAACAGAGGCAACAUUUAACUACUAUAGGGGUGAAUUACGAAGAACAGAUAGAGCAGCUUUGGAGUGGAUUGACAAUAUUCCCAAAGCGAAUUGGUCGAGGGCGUUUGACGGAGGACAGCGGUGGGGACACAUGACCACAAAUUUAGUCGAAUCUAUGAACUCGGUACUUAAGGCUACCCGAAACCUUCCUAUUACAGCAUUGGUCAAGUCAACGUACUAUCGUCUGGGAUCGCUGUUUGGAAAACGAGGACACGAUUGGACAAAACUGUUGGCAUCCGGUCAAACUUUCACGAAAAACUGUAUCAAGGGAAUGGCCGACGAGGCUAUUAAAUCUAGCAGUCAUAACGUCAUUCAAUUUGAUCGCGAGAGAUUCUGUUUUAUGGUUGCCGAAUGCAUUAACCAACGCGAUGGCCGACCAUUAGGUACUUUUAGCGUUGAUCUCAGGAGAGGGUGGUGCGAUUGUGGGAGGUUUCAGGCAUUUCAUUUACCUUGCUCUCAUGUAAUCGCAGCAUGUGCCAGUAUACGACAGGACCAUAACAUGCACAUACCAGAUGUUUUCAAAGUUCUAAGUGUAUUCAAAGUAUACAGCCAAAGCUUCCUUGGACUACCACACCAGCAAAAUUGGCCAACAUAUGAAGGAUUCACUCUUUGCCAUGACGAGACAAUGCGAAGAAAUAAGAAAGGGCGUCCAAAUAGUACAAGAAUUACAACUGAAAUGGACGAUUUUGAGAAAGAAAAGAGAAGAUGUGGGAUUUGUCGAGAAAUCGGUCAUAUGCGGAGGAAAUGUCCGAACGUGGCAGGCCCAUCAAAUCGACCCGUCUAA
Lathyrus sativus (Indian pea) is the source of this 2457-nucleotide messenger RNA. The record is from the annotation of a GenBank genome assembly. NCBI's taxonomy places the organism in Eukaryota, Viridiplantae, Streptophyta, Magnoliopsida, Fabales, Fabaceae.